UCCAACUUAUUUGCAUGGGUUCUCACGCAAGCAACAAAGUAAAGCGAUCUCCUCCCCUCGUUAAGAGGGUUGCAGGUUUUCUAGGUGCAGGUGUGGGGUGGCCUUCUUUCCUUACCGCUUUAUUUUUCACUGCGGAAGGUAUUUAUGUGGGGCUAACUUUCGGAGUUUGAUUUACUUUUCGUGUCUGACUUUGCAUUGUGAGCAUGACGGCGUCUCUCGAUUAUCUGGUGGUUUUAUUUGGGGCAACUGCCGGGGAACAUGGGAAAAAGCUGGGAUCUGAUGAAAAGGAGCUGGUGCUUUUGUUGUGGCAAGUGGUGGAUUUAGUAAACGGAAAGGCAGGGGAAGUACAUAAAGUUUUCAUAAAGCCAAAUAACUUGGAAUUAACGGAGCAAUGCAUUGAACAUACUGGCAUUACACGAGAAAACCUGACCACAGCGAAACCCCUGGACCAAGUUAUCCAACAGUUCAAUCGAUCUGUGAGCAAUGAGUUGAAUAUUGGAUUGGGGACUUCGUUUUGCCUUUGUACUGAUAGUCAACUGCACAUACGCCAAGUCUUCCACCCCGAGGCUUCUAGCAAGAAUGUUACGUUGCCAGAAUGCUUCUAUUCUUUUUUUGAUCUACAAAAAGAAUUUAAGAAAUGCUGCCCAGAUGCUCCUGACCUCCAUGAAAUUGAUCUCAAUGUUAUGUCCAAUCAUCUACAUCUUGAAGAUAACUCAGCCACCUACAAAUUUGGUGUUUCAGAUAUUAUGACUGCAACCACCAUUAUAUUAACCAUUAUUUCUGAACCACACAGACCACAGUUUGUAGAUCCAGAAAGAGUGAACCACAAAUUUGAAACGGGGACUUGCAGCAAGAUGGAGAUCAUUGAUGAUAAUACAGUUAUCAGAGCCAGGGGCUUACCCUGGCAGUCUUCAGACCAAGAUAUUGCAAGAUUCUUCAGGGGUCUCAACAUAGCUAAGGGAGGUGCAGCACUUUGCUUAAAUUCACAGGGACGACGAAAUGGAGAAGCUCUUGUGAGAUUCAUUAAUAAUGAACACAGGGACCUGGCACUACAAAGGCAUAAACAUCACAUGGGGAAUCGAUAUAUUGAGGUGUACAAAGCAACUGGCGAAGAUUUUCUAAAGAUUGCUGGAGGUACCUCCAAUGAAGUAGCCCAAUUCCUAUCAAAGGAAAAUCAAGUUGUUAUUCGAAUGCGUGGUCUUCCAUUUGUAGCCACAGCAGAGGAAGUCUUGAUGUUUUUUGGAUCCAAUUGCCCAGUAACAGGUGGAAAGGAAGGAAUACUUUUUGUCAAAUACCCAGAUGGGAGGCCAACAGGUGAUGCCUUUGUAUUAUUUGCCUGUGAAGAAUAUGCCCAAAAUGCACUCAAGAAGCACAAGGACUUAUUGGGGAAGCGCUACAUUGAACUCUUCAGAAGUACAGCAGCUGAAGUACAACAGGUUCUUAACAGGUACACAUCAACUCCCCUUAUUCCUAUUGCCCCUGCUCCUAUCAUUCCCGUGCUACCUCAGCCAUUUGUACCUUCUACAAGUAUGCGAGACUGCAUUCGUUUACGAGGCCUACCAUACGCUGCCACGAUUGAGGACAUUCUGGAGUUCCUGGGGGAGUUUACCUAUGAUAUCCGACCUCAGGGAGUGCAUAUGGUAUUAAAUCAACAGGGCCGUCCUUCAGGCGAUGCCUUUAUCCAGAUGAAAUCAUCAGAUCGAGCAUUCCUGACCUCUCAGAAAUGUCAUAAAAGAACAAUGAAAGACAGAUAUGUUGAAGUAUUCCAGUGUUCAGCUGACGAAAUGAACUUUGUAUUAAUGGGUGGCACUUUAAAUCGAAAUGGCUUGUCCCCUCCGCCAUGCUUGUCACCUGCUACAUAUGCUGCAUAUCCAACCCCGGCAGCUGUUAUUUCAGCUGAGACUGCAACACUAUAUCAGCAGCCAGUGUUCCUUAGUCCCCGAGCUCUCCAGCCAUCAACAGCUUACUAUCCAGCCACUGCCCAAUUCUACAUGAACUAUUCUGCAUACUACCCAAGUCCUCCCGGGUCCCCGACCAACAUAGGUUAUUUACCAACACCUGCCACUGCCACUGUCCCCACUCAGUCUGGCACCAUCGUCAGGAUGCAAGGACUAGCUUACAACACAGGAAUCAAGGAAAUCCUUAAUUUCUUCCAGGGAUAUCAGUAUCCAGCUGAGGAACGCCAAGAAUAUAUGCACGCGUAUGACCAGGCCAGGACACUGUUCACACACCCCAAAGAAUGGGUCUGUAUUUAAAUGGCUCAUGAGAUAAGUCCUUGUAAGAAAAGACAGCUUCCUCCUGAGUCGGUGCUAAUCACAUCUAAUUUGUAUGGACAGACCAAUGGUGAUGCUUUUGUGAUAUUCCCAUCACUGGAUGAUGCCAAGCAAGCUGUGGUAGAGAAGAACCACCAACACAUUGGCAGUCGCUACGUGGAUCUUUACUUGCUGUAAAAUAUGAUGUUUGCUCCUCGGAAUGGAAACCUAGGCAAAUUGUUUGUUGAUGCAAAAAUAGUAAUAUCUGUAACACAAGUUUAAAAAAAAUUAUCUUGGAAAUCUAACACCUAUGAGAAUGGAUGUUAACAGUUCUAUUAAACUGGAGGACAUGUGAAGUUGGAUGUUGAAAGUGUAUAUAUCAUCACCAAAUAGUAAUUCUGUUUCACUUUCAUAAUCUGUAAUGUUUAGGCUUUUAUGAAGUUUGAUACCUAUGUACAGGAAAUUCAAUAUCAUUCUUAAUAUUAAAUGAUGUAUAUAACACUCAUCUUUGCUAAUCAUCACUGUAAUGCAGAACUUGACUAGUUUCAUAUGCCAUUGAUUUGUAUAAUGCAUUAGUCUAGGUCUCUUCCCUCAAAACAUCACUGUAAUAAAGGUACCAUGGAUUUUUUCUAAUCUUUACUGUAGCACAUCCUUAACAUCGUUCAUCUUGUCACACACCUUUACAGAGUUUCAAAGCCAAUUAUUACUGUAACAUGCUGGAAUGUUUAGUUCAAUAUAACUGCAAAGAAUUUCUAUGCUAUAGGUACUUCAGUGUUGAGUAAACAUGUACAGAGGACCUCCAUGUAAUGUCUAUUAAUAUUUCUAUAGAAGCCUCUUUCAUGCCAUAUCAUGUCUGAACAUGACUCUUCAGUGUUGCUGUAAUACAUUUUAAAAGGGUUCGUAUAUAAAAAAUCAUUGCUGUUUCACAUCUGCAUAAGCUGUUUGACUUCAUCGAUUACAUGUUUUGGAUCCUUUCCUGAAUAACAUUAUUGCAGUGUAUAAUUUAUAUAACAAUCCUUUCUUAUUAAUAUAAUCCAAUAUCUUUACAAGGCACAUAUCUGCCAUUUGUUGCUGUGAGACAAAUAUUCAGCCAAUUUUUUUCUUCAGUUUUCCCAAAUUGGAAAUCUAUUUAUUCUGCUAUUUAAAAGAUUUUAAUAUAAGAUUAUCACUACUUUUUCUAAGUGUUACAAAUGCAUCUUCUGCAUAAAAUUAAAAUUAUAUUGAAUGAUUGUAUGCAUGUAAAUUGUUUACAUACAGUUAGUUCUAUUCAAAUAAUAUGCCUUCUAAAAUAAUAUCAAGUACCAAUCAUGCCUUUCAUAUAUUCAGACUAUUGUGACCAAGACUUUGUAUGCUAGUGUUCUCAAUGGAAUACUAUUCCUAUUUACUUUCAAAAUGGAACCUCAUCUCCAGGACUGCUUAAAAAGAUGACAUGUUUAAGACAAAGUAGAAAAUGUUAAAACACUAUUAGUUUAAUUGAUCUGUAACUCAAAUGAAUCAAAUACACGUAUGUUUAGAUCCUGGAUUUCUAGGUCUUUUCUUGUUCCACAAUUCCAUUAACAAAUGUCGUUAGUCAAAUAUUGCCAGUUUGUACCAGAUAAAUGUUAGAAAUUAACAUCUAUAAGCACUAAUAUGUAGAAUAAAUAUAUUAUGCAAUAAAAAUUAGCUCACGAGUGCAAUACCUGAGUGCAUUUCAGUUAGAACAUGUGCAACUGUUAUCCAAAUGUUUAAAUCCAUAAGAUGUCAAAGGAGUGAUAUUUUUAAAACAAGAAAUACAGUAUUCUCAAUUCUAUAUUUGUCAUAGUAUUUGUAUAUUAAGUUCUAUGCUAAA
Pristis pectinata (smalltooth sawfish) is the source of this 4080-nucleotide messenger RNA. It is a transcript of the gene esrp1, whose product is annotated as epithelial splicing regulatory protein 1. NCBI's taxonomy places the organism in Eukaryota, Metazoa, Chordata, Chondrichthyes, Rhinopristiformes, Pristidae. Gene Ontology annotation, molecular function: mRNA binding. Gene Ontology annotation, cellular component: ribonucleoprotein complex; nucleoplasm. Gene Ontology annotation, biological process: regulation of RNA splicing. The record is from RefSeq and is a predicted model, not a curated record.